AUGACAGCCACAACCGACAUGCCCGUCGCUCCAUGGAAGAGCCUGUUCCUGGAGCAUAUCUCCAAACUGGACGACCCGUACAUGGCUGUAUCAACCGUGGGCUAUGACCCGAAGACCGAAUCUCCAGUUCCCAGAGUGCGUACCUGCGGAUUUCGAGGCUUCUUUGGCGAGCUCCAACUCCAUCCGUCAGCGGAGCAGCAGCUGCGGGACGAAAAAGAGCUUAAUCCAUCACUGUAUGAGUCUGAUAUGUUGACUUUCACUACCGAUGUGCGCAUGAGGAAGGUUGAGGAGCUCCAGCAAUUCGAUGCGGUUGAGGUUCUCUUCUGGGUGAAGGAAGUAAUGGCCCAAUGGAGGUUGAGAGGAAAGGCCUUUGUAAUCGGAGAUGAACAGGGUAAAUUGGGCGAAAAGACUGCUAGGGCAGAGAUCUCAAAGGGAUUGAGAGUAAGGUCGAACGAUGCCGCCGAGUCUCCGAAAUGGUACUGGAAUAAGGAAGUGACUGCAUAUUUUGCCAACCAUAGCCCUCUCAUGAGAGGUUCAUUCAAGGGCCCGGCCCCAGGACGGCCACUGAGCGAGAAACCAGAGGACCCAAAUCUUAGUCUAGGCCAGCGUGUCAAGGACCUUCAUGAUGCCACUGCAAGGAAGCAUUUCCGAGUUGUAGUCAUCCGAGUUGAGGAAGUUGAUAGAUUGGACCUGACCGAUCCUGAAAAAGGCAUGCGCUGGAGGACGACAUUGAACAACAACAGCAAACAAUGGGAGGAAGUGGAAUUAUGGCCGUGA
Talaromyces atroroseus is the source of this 777-nucleotide messenger RNA. RefSeq lists its product as hypothetical. The transcript is spliced from 2 exons. Lineage: Eukaryota; Fungi; Ascomycota; Eurotiomycetes; Eurotiales; Trichocomaceae. Gene Ontology annotation, molecular function: FMN binding. The record is from RefSeq and is a predicted model, not a curated record. The coding region runs from base 1 to 777 and encodes 258 amino acids.